Messenger RNA from Pseudogymnoascus verrucosus, 2046 nucleotides. RefSeq lists its product as uncharacterized. The record is from RefSeq and is a predicted model, not a curated record. The transcript has 2 exons. Bases 538 to 2046 code for a protein of 502 amino acids. Lineage: Eukaryota; Fungi; Ascomycota; Leotiomycetes; Thelebolales; Thelebolaceae.
CCACAGUCUCUCUCCAGACAUCUUGAUGGCAGGGAAAACGACUCCACCUAGCCAUAUGCAACCAUUUGUGAUUUCAAACGAGCUGACAUGGAAAUGAUGGGGAAUGAACGCUGGUGAAGAUCGACCUUUAACACUUAUGCACAGUUGUACGCGUGAAAUGCCAUUGUUUACUAUACAAACUAUAAAUACCGAUAAAGCAGACGAAGAAAGAUAAGCUGUGCCCAACUCGAGUAUUCUGGUGGUCCGAUCUCAUUUCACUUCCACUAUCACAUUCAUUCUUCCAACACUCACACAAGCUCUUUUGAUCUGUCAACACCUACAAACCGAAUCCUACCUAGAAGAUCUCAUGUGAAGGUAUCAACGUCGAUACAGGUUUGAGAUCAAGCAGACAUCUGUAUCAGUGAAAGCUUCAACCAUCAUCGACACACUUUUGUUCACCACAUCACUCCAGCUAUCUUCCUGGCACAGCUAGCGUCUGUAGCCCUCGACUUCAUCACAAGCCCACCUGUUGUUUCUAUUCGCCCAGACAGUGUCAGAAUGGGCGCGCCUCACGUCUCCGUGGCUACGAUUUCCACAUGUUCAACACUUGUCGAUUAUGUGCAGUUCAAGAAAUGGGAACUGACAGACUGCUUUUCAGACGUGGAGCAGUUCCAAGUUUCUCCCUCCUAUGCAAUGGGAAUCAUAUUCAACCGGCCAAAGGGAGGAUACAAAAAUUCUCGUGGGAUCACGAAAAAACUGAGUGACAUAGCCCCCUCUGUUUUCCUCACAUGCGAUAAAGUUCGCUUAGAGUGCUUUAAUUUUGGCCACGGUAUAGUAUACGAGGGCUGUUGGGUCACUUAUGAUGACAAAAUUAUGUGUGGAAGCUCGAUGCAGAAGCUUCCCACUGGGCAAAGUUUCAGUGUGCUAUGCGAAGAUAGGAUAUUUCGAAAGUGGUUUACUAAAGUGCUGAACGGUGCCUACAAGGAGUACGACUUCGAUACAUUACCACCCGAAUUCUUGAAAUCGCUCACAUCGCCCAAAUUGCCGGGAUCUCUGGCAUCCGAAAUGCCAGCCGGAUCAAGCCCCUCAGCUGGCUUAUCAAUCCCCAACAACCAGGUUGUGGUUCCCGCUCAGCAAGGCAAGCGCAGAUUAGUUCUUAAUUUCGGACAAUCCCGAGACUGGAAGACAGCGGUUCCUGGCCAACAACGCGCGAUUCCCUUUACCUCCCUAGCAUCGACCAGCUCACCGGCCGCUUUGGUAAUGGCGAAGGUAAAGGCAGCACACAAAGCCAAAGCCGAUGCCCUUUUAUCAAAUAGCAGCAAUGUGACAGACGAAGUAGUGGCGCCUACAAAGCCCGGAUCAUCUUUGAAUCACUCUCCCAAUCAAAGCGCGGCUCGUGAUAAAGUAGACAAAACGACGCCUGUUCAAGAUGGGUCUCAUGCAGCCGGGCAAGCCACCGUGAAACCAUCGACUACCCCGCAACUAUCAGAAAAAGCUGCUACAGGCAUGAAGAGACAGAAUGCUUCGCCAUUGACGGGUUCUUUAGACAAACGCACAAAAACCGGCUCUGCAUACCAACGACAAGAAGUCAUCAAUAUUGAUAGUGACGACGAAGACAAUGCCAAACCCAACCUAGAAAACUCACAAUUGUUAAGCGAUACCGCACAAAACCAGGAGCUGAUGAAAGAGAUCGAGAGCCUGAAACAGUCUGAGUCCCGUGCAGUAGAAAGAGCAAACGAGGCACUCAACAGAAUUGAGAAGUUGAUGCAAGAAAACACCAACCUGAAGCUAUCGGAGAUGCGUGCAGUCAACAGAGCAAACGAGGCACUGGGCAAGUUGCGUGCAGCGAACAGGGCAAACGAAGAAUUGGGCGGAAAUGACGGUCUUGUGGGACAAAUUGAGGAGUUGAUGAGAGAAAAUGCCAGCCUCAAAAUGUCGGCGCUCCGUCUGGUUGAUGGAACAAGCAAGACUAUGGAUAAGGACGGAGAAAGUACUGGUGGACUCAAGAAUGAAGGUGGCACCCAGCAGAUCAAGAAGGAAGAUCGCGCUGGACAACAGAAGGAGUAA